Molecule: messenger RNA, 1566 nt
Organism: Venustampulla echinocandica
Lineage: Eukaryota; Fungi; Ascomycota; Leotiomycetes; Helotiales; Pleuroascaceae
Exons: 2
Coding region: 1-1566 (521 amino acids)
Source: RefSeq, a predicted model, not a curated record
AUGCGGCUUGAUCUGCCCCUUUGGAGUAGUCGAAGCCAGAGAACACAGCUGCGGCUCUUUGCUGUCUUCGGGCUGUCAUCGUCCUGGCGAAGGCCAUAUUCAGAUUCUUCCACAUCACGUGAACGGCCAGCUCGGCCAGAACCACAGACUUUUAAGAUUGCCUGUGGUUCAGCAGGCUCAAUUACUGUAGACCUCUACAACUCCCAUCUCCUUGCAAAUUCAACCUCUCCUUUGUAUAUAUAUCUCCCCCCAACCGGCUUACACCUUCGGGAAACACACCCGGCCAUACCCUCGUUUUUGCUCUCUCCUACCAACGCCCUGGCUCGGAUCAACUAUCGAUGGAACCAACCCCCUCCUUCCCCACGGCCUACAUCUUCGUCUUCGACAUCGAGCACUAUACUUCCUUCUCCAUCUCCCCCACUGCUCACCAGCCACCAAUCCUACGCCAAUCAUCCAUUCCCCACACCCCUCCAUGACACACUCCACGCCUACAACUUCCUAACAACGUCCUUGCUUCCUUCAUUUGCUCCUCAACUCGAGAGCACAUCAUCCCCUUAUAAGUCUACAUUCUCUCCGGAUUCGGCGUACUACAAACCACCGCCAACUCCAAAAACUGCUCAGCGACCGCUCAUAAUAUAUGGUUCCUACUUAGGUGGGACACUGGCUACUUCCCUGGCGCUGACGGAAUCAUUAUCCUCAAAACACCAUGCAUAUUCAAUAGCUGGUCUGAUUGUGAAGAAUGGCAUUUUUGAUUGGACUGGGAUUGGGACUUCCCUCCCACCCGAAUCGUCGUCUGAAGAGAGCGAGAAAAAACCACCGUCCUCCCCCGAACAGUCUCUGGCUAUGAGAGCUGACUUCCACUGGGAUACUAAAACCCUUCAUGCCCUAAAAAUGAGACUGUUCGCGAGUCCAGCAGGCACAUUUGAUGCCUUCGCCUCUCCUGUCUUGUUUUUCCGCACUUCUGGACUUGACGUACCGGCUACGUGGCCCUGCUUGGAACCGCCAACUACCACCUCAACGGCACAUGAGGAUACGACUAUAAUGUCUACAUCCUUAUCCUCACCUCCGCCACCCAGAUCGUCCACUUCAACCCCAAUUACAACCCACUUAGCCUCCACCACUCAAAAGGCACAUCUAAAAUUCCCACCCCGAGACUCAGGUCUCAAAAUCCCCCGAACUCUGCUCUUAACUACUUCCCCUCCCGCCCCUCCAACACCAUAUCUUCGUCCCCAGUCUCCAUCUUUGAAACGGAAACCAACUCCAAAAUCCAGGUCCAAGGCCAAGGCCAAAUCCGACUCAAUAACACCAGAAACCCAAGCCUAUGAGCUAGAAUCGCUUAUGCGGCGGAGCUUAACGCUCCACGAGUUCAAAGACCGGAGGGAAUGGGAUGAGGCGUUUGAUGCGGAAACCGAUGCUAGUGAGAGGGUGGAGGUUUACGAGCUUAAGCGUGGUACUGAAGUUAGAGGAGAGGGGGAAGUGUUCGCGGGUGUGGAGGGGAAGGGCAAUGGGGAGACUGAUGACGAAGAAGCGGUGGUGAGCACCUGGAUUAAGGAUUAUCUGGGCUGA